AAAGCGUGUUACACAGAAAAGGCCCUUUUUCAAGCGCCAGCCUAGCCUAUAACAUUACCCACAAAAAGAAAACGCGUUUAGGUUGGGUCCAAGCUGGCCCUAGCUAUUUUUCGCUGAUUCUAAUUGAUGCCCCUUUUUCUUUCGUAGGAUUUUUCUCUAUCCGGAUUUAUUAGGUUCAUUUCGUGUCCAUUAUCCUUUGGAAUUCAAGCUUGUUGAGUGUUGAGCUAUUUUUCGCGCUAUCCCUAGACGCCGUUAUUGAUUAAGUAAAACCAAUAGAUUUAAACAGACUUAAAUCAAAUAUAGAAUUGCCGACAUUUUAACGAUUUAGGAUUUCACGGUUUGAUACAUCAACAAGAUUGCGUAAAUUCUCAAUUUCUUCGUGUUGCACAUUUUACGUCUUAGUCUUUUUUUCUCCUCCUGAUUUACCAGAAGCAAACAAAUAUAUUCUUUGUCGUUUUUAUUCGGUGGAUCUUAGGAAUUAAAGAUGCGUGGAAUUUAUGCCACUGCUGAUAACUGUCAAAUAACGCUUUCGUUGCCAUGGAGAUCGAACCAUAACAAGCCCAGAAGCUAAAACUGACGCGCUGGGAAAGGGAAUUCCGUUCCGUACCCUAGUUCUGUAUAGUUAUUGGUGAAAAAAUGGCUGAAAUUGAAUCGCACGUAGAAGAAAAGAAAGUUGAAGAAGAUCAAGAAAUGGAAGAAUGGAGUGAUGCUGAAGAUCCACCACAAAAGAAAACAGAAACUGACUUCAUGUUCCAGGACUUAAGGGCCGAUUCAGACACUCUAACCGAGACAUUCAAUGAAGAAAUCUUUCACGCCAAAGACGAACCGGAAAUGGAUACCUCACAACAUGAAGAAGAAAUGGACGAAAGUAUUGCAAACUUGUACGAUCCGAUCGAGUUCAACGGUGUUAACGUCCCUUUUCAAAUCAGGGAGCUUUUCCACUUCAUAACAAAAUAUCGCCCACAAAUCUUAGAAAUGGAAACCAAGUUAAAGCCUUUCCUACCAGACUUCAUUCCAGCCGUUGGAGAUCCUGACGCAUUUCUGAAAAUUGAUCGACCAGAUGAAAAUACCGAGUUUCUUGGAUUAACUCUAAUUGACGAACCUUCGCUCAAUCAAAGCGACCCAUCGGUUUUGGACCUUCGUCUCCGAUCUAUUUAUAAGCAGAGCUCGGCAAAGAAAACGGUUGCAAGAACUAUAGAAGAAGGAAAUAAAGUUAAAGCAAUUGAGAAAUGGAUUAAGGAUAUAAAUGAAUUACAUCGCUCCAAGCCCUUGCCGACAGUGAAUUAUAACAAACCCUUACCUGAUAUAGAUGCGUUGCUACAAGAAUGGAAUCCAGAUGUGGAAGAUAUUCUCAGUGAAGACAAAAUACUUCCGUCGAAUUUAAACUGUGAUUUAAAUUUCUACACUGAUGUUGCUUGUGUUUUUAUUCAGGUUUGUUAGAUAUACCUGUGUAUCCUGGACAUCGACUGCAUUCUGUGCAUCUGUUGCUUACCCUUUAUUCUGAAAUGGGACGCUUACAGAAGUAAAUCUUUGAUGUCUGACUUGGCCUUGCCCAUUUUAUUAUUCAAGCCGAUUCAAGCUUCAAAUACGUUAACAAUGCGCAAAUGACGACAGUUGUACUUCAUAGAUACCACUUGCAAUAUUUAAAUAAAAUGAAUGAAGCCCUGCA
Messenger RNA from Daphnia magna, 1669 nucleotides. It is a transcript of the gene IFT46, whose product is annotated as intraflagellar transport protein 46 homolog. Bases 637 to 1440 code for a protein of 267 amino acids. The transcript is spliced from 8 exons. Gene Ontology annotation, biological process: intraciliary transport; cilium assembly. Gene Ontology annotation, cellular component: intraciliary transport particle B; centrosome; motile cilium. Lineage: Eukaryota; Metazoa; Arthropoda; Branchiopoda; Diplostraca; Daphniidae. The record is from RefSeq and is a predicted model, not a curated record.